This is a messenger RNA of Setaria italica (foxtail millet), 1089 nucleotides long. RefSeq lists its product as uncharacterized. Lineage: Eukaryota; Viridiplantae; Streptophyta; Magnoliopsida; Poales; Poaceae. The record is from RefSeq and is a predicted model, not a curated record.
CGGCCGCUUGCUGGCCGGGAGCGGGUGGUGGAAGGUGAGAGGGAUAGGGAGGAGACCGUCGUCGGUGAGGUUCGUCGGGGAGAUCGAUGGAGACCGUCAAGUGCUGCAUCGCGUGCAUCCUGCCGUGCGGGGCGCUGGACGUGGUGCGGAUCGUUCACUCCAACGGCCGGGUGGAGGAGAUCAGCGGGGGGCCCGUGCUGGCCGGGGAGAUCAUGAAGGCGUACCCCAAGCACGUCCUCCGGAAGCCGCCGUCCACGUGCCCGGCCGACGGCGGCGGCGGCAUCGUCGUGCAGAAGCCCGUCAUCCUGCCGCCCAAUGCCGAGCUGCAGAAGGGCAAGAUCUACUUCCUCAUGCCGGUCAUGGCCGCCCCGGCCGCCGAGAAGGCCCCGGCUCCCGAGAAGAGCGCGGCGCAAGCGCAAGCGCCCGCCGCCCACGCCGCCUCCGCGGCGGCCGCGGCUGCGAGGAGGCAGCGGCGGCGGAGGAAGGACCACCACGCCGCCGCGCGGGAGGGAGCGCCGGCCUGCGGCAGCGGCGCGCCCGCGGCUGGCCCCGCGGCGGCCGGCGGCGCGGAGGGCGAGAAGGAGCGGCUGCUGGCCAACGAGAGGUACCUGUCGGAGAUCAUGAAGGAGAAGGCGUCCACGGCGAGGGACCGGCGGCGGGGGCGCGUCGCCGUGUGGCGGCCGCACCUGGAGAGCAUCACCGAGGAUGACUUGUAAUCAAGCAAGGUGUCUUGUUUCCAUUUCCCCCCCCUCCUCUCCACCUUUUCUCCUCUCGUCCAUUUCUUUCGGUUUUCAUUCCUACCGGAGUAGUAGUGGUAGUUUCUUCUUGGCUUUCUCUUUUGUUAAUUCCUCCUGCUUUGCCUGCCCUUUGGGCUUUAUUUUUUUGCCCUCUUUUCCCCGGCCCGUCUCCUUUAGAGCACCACCAUCAUCGUCCUCAUCUCCCCUGCUCACCUCCUUUACAAGGUGAAUCAUGUCUUUGUGAAGAAAAAGAUACGAUUUUUGCUAUGUUCCUUCUCUUUACAGUACAUGAUUAGGUGAUGAAGUGUACAGUACCAACUCUAGUAAUUUUCAUAUUGAUUCUGUUUUCGAA